CUGUCUGGGCCGUGCGCCGCGGCCGGAGCUGGUUGUGGGACCAUGUCUGUCGGCAGGAGGCAAGCUUUUCACUGUGACAAGAACCUGUGAACUACUUAUAGAUUUCAUUUCCCUCCUACCCUAUCCAACUAAUCCAAGAAUCACUAAAGCUAAAAUUUGUGUUCAUAGGGAAAGUACUGAAGAGGCUCUUUGCUGCUACUCCCUCCACCUCUCAUGUGCCUGUUCCAAGUGGAGAAGAAAUGGUACUAAAAACUCCUGCCUCAAAACCACAGCAGAAGGAUUCUGAGAGUGCUCAGACUUCAUCAGAAUGUGCCAGUUCUGCAGGUAGAGAAAAUGAAAUCCUGCUUCCAAAGUUAUACACAGUAAGUCUCCCUCCUGAAGGCUAUGUCCCCGGUAAUCCAAGAACAGAUAGUCCCACAAAUGCUGAAAACUCAGAGAGUAGUGAUGAUGCAGCAGAGGAGGAGUCUCAUGGACAACCCAAAAGAAAGCGCAUUCGAAGGAAGAAACGAAAGAACACUGUUGGAAAUCCUGAUAAUUUACAUGGAGAACAAACAGAAUGUGGGAAGCAUGAGACUCUGUUUCAAGAUAAUUUACAGCUGCAGCAGACAGACAGCACAAAAGUAAGCAAAAACAAAAAGAGGAAAAUGAAAAAGAAACGACAAAAAGAAAAGAUGAGAGCAGCUGGCAUGCUAACAAAAACCACUGGUGUGGAUUUUACAUACCAGCCUGAGAAGGACAACUGUGAAGGAGCAUACUUUAAAGACAUAUAUGAAAAAGCAGAUGGCAUUCUGGACUUCUUGAAGGCAACGCAAGAAAUCUAUUUUGCUGACAAUAAAUCAAAAUGCACAGAUUCACCUAUGAGCUCAGCAACCGUCCAAGAGAUUUUGCAACAUCUUGAAUCUCACAGCAUGGCUCCCUCAGAUGUGAGACUUCUGCAGCAGCUGAAAUCCCUUGUACUUUUGCAGGAUACUGAGAGAUUGAAGGGCAUUUUGGAACAAUUCCAAGAACAUUCCAUGAUGCUGCCUGAUCAUGCCAAAAUAAUCUCUUCUCUGUUCUACUACUGGAUUACAGAUAUCCUUCCUGUGAAGAACAGGAAAUAAAGCAUGUGUGUGUGUCCAUCUGUGCAGAGUUAAAAUUUAAUAUACAAACUGUAAGUUGAAUCGUGAAUGUUCAGAAAUAGCACUGUACAUGCUGUAUAUUCAGCAAGGUAAAUGAAGUAUUUUUCAUAUCAUUGACUUCCUCUAAAAUAUAUAAAAGUAUUUUGAUUUUGUAUUUUGGUUGGUUGGGAACAUUUUACAUAUGGGCAUGUGUCAACCAAAUCGUUUAACAUAGACCCCGAAUCUGUUUGCACAGUUGGAUCUGUGCAAACAGAUGCAUCUUUUUGCCGGAUUAGGGACAUAUGGGAUGGUUUCUAGGUGCUCAAACCCUUUUGAUUCAAGAGUUACAUUAAACUUAAAUGUUUAUUACUAAUUUCUUUCUAGAAAAUGUGGUUUUUAGCUAUUAUUGUUUACAGAGUGUCAGAAUGUAUUCUAGGUGGAAUUUAUAACACCAUCUAUAGGUAAGGUAGCCCAACACUUCCUAUAUAAGACCCUUUUUUUAGUUGAAUUUAAUUUUGCCAAACUUUAAUCAUUUGAGCUGAAAUUUUCCAUGCUGGGUGACUGCCGCAGGCUUUUUUGGAAAGUUCAGCCACAACAGUUUCACAGUUUGAGAAAGACAAAAAGGAAAAUAAAGUUGUUUUUAAAACUUUGAGAAAUCUC
This is a messenger RNA of Chelonoidis abingdonii (Abingdon island giant tortoise), 1757 nucleotides long. The record is from RefSeq and is a predicted model, not a curated record. Lineage: Eukaryota; Metazoa; Chordata; Testudines; Testudinidae.